Molecule: messenger RNA, 708 nt
Organism: Phytophthora sojae
Lineage: Eukaryota; Oomycota; Peronosporomycetes; Peronosporales; Peronosporaceae
Exons: 1
Coding region: 1-708 (235 amino acids)
Source: RefSeq, a predicted model, not a curated record
AUGGACAUUGACUUGCUGCUCUUCGGACAGAUUUUGUACGAAAUGGCUACAGGCAUGGAGCUUUUAAGCCCGCUUCCGGAGGAAGGCGUGCUCGAGAUGCUGGCGCCGGAGAUCGCCGAGGUGCUUGUGGUGAUUUUCUAUGAGCCAGAGUCAUUGGCGCCGCCAGAGCAAGCUUCUUCCUCUAUAGAAGUGGACGUGGAGAACAAUGGCGCCGAGUUUGAUGACACUGCGUCAGUCAGCACCAGCACCGUGAGCAGUCGCAGCAAGAAGCACCUCUUUUUGGUAGAUUUGGAGCAGAUGCUGGAGGAUUUCCCGCUGUUCGCUGCGGCGCGUGACGUGCCGCCGAUCCGCACGCUAUUCUCCGGGUUCCGUCUCGACUCGGGCAUGAAGAGCACCAUCAAGUACAGCAUGCGCAUCAACGCGAGUCGCAGCCAGGCGCACAUCGUGCACUACAACGACCAAGAGGCACUGCUGCGUGCACGCCAGCGAGCCGAGCGCCGCGUGUACGAAGAGAAGGAGAAGCAGCAGCAGCGUAUCCAGCAGCUCACGCCCAGCAAGAACCCCACCAGCAAGGGCAACGCGUACAGCAGCAAGACCAUUCCUUCGAGAAGGAAAACCUACCGCGCCGACAGCUUCCGCAAGCACGCGCAGCGCGCGCUUGCCAGGCCUGGAAGCAGUAAAUCCAACGCAAGUGCAUCCAGCGCCUAA